Neospora caninum is the source of this 2745-nucleotide messenger RNA. RefSeq lists its product as hypothetical. The transcript has 13 exons. The coding region runs from base 1 to 2745 and encodes 914 amino acids. NCBI's taxonomy places the organism in Eukaryota, Apicomplexa, Conoidasida, Eucoccidiorida, Sarcocystidae. Gene Ontology annotation, cellular component: membrane; Golgi trans cisterna; Golgi medial cisterna. The record is from RefSeq and is a predicted model, not a curated record.
AUGGGGAACGCGGAUAGCAAAACUCGUGGAGACUUCCAGCUCUUCAACCUCCUCCAAAUUGCAAACAAGGGAGAUGCCGAUGAUAACACCGAAGACGGGACCCAGGCAACCCAACACCCUCGGCGUCUUCGGGCGUUCCUCGAGGCCAAUUUAACUGCGCAGGAACUCGAAGCGGGUCUAGGGUCGCGAGAAGAAAUUCUCCACACAGCUCGCCAGUAUCCCGACGCAGUUGCGAAGCUCCUCACCCAGCUUGUCGACGUCUGCACGGCGACUGCCGACGCAGUGUCGCAACAGCCCGCGACGUUGCGCGACUCCAGCACUUUGUUGACGACUGUGCGUCUUCUCUCUCGGAUGGUCCCCGUUCUCCUCGAAGAUCCUUCCCUGGAGCAGCGAAUCUUCUGGUUCGCGCACUUUACGCCGCUGUCGCCCGGAGGGAACUCCGACACGCGCUCGCGCUGUCCGUCGCCGGCAGGGGACACACAACUCACGGGAGAAGCGAUCGAGGCACCGAAAGAUGCGGCGCGAGCACCGUCUGACCUGGCUGCGCACGCAGAGAGGGAAGAAGACUCGGAAGGGGAGGACCGAGCCGCGGAAAAGCGCGAACAUGGCGAACGAGACGCAGAAGGCGAUCGAAAAGACGAGAGAAAAGAGACGGUCUCGCCCGCCUCCACAGCGUCCCAGACGAGCUCGACAGGCCUGCCAGUGCUGCUCGGAAACGAAAUUGUUAAUCUCCUUUUUCGUCUUCUGUUUCUCCGCGGAUUCACCGCCAUCGUGCCAGGCGCGCCGCUCUCUCAGGAGGCUCUUCGCGCCUUGCCGAAACACAAAGUAGACCUCCGCUUCCUCUGGAAAGGCGGCGUCGGCGCAGCUCCAGAUUUCGCAAUCCGACCCUCGGGAUGGAUUUCAAACAACCGAACGGAGGUGAUGAACUGCCUCACUGCAUGCUUCUCAGGCCCCCUAUAUAACGCUGUUGAUGAAUAUCAGCUUCGUGUACCGACCUGGAUUCGCGUCGCGACUGCUGGAAACGCCCCUUACACGGCAAAUCUCUUCUGCUCACUCCUCUCCGUCGUUUGCUCCACAGACACCACACACAGAGGUGUUUUCGGCAUCUUUGGCAACGCCGAAACGCAGGCGAUGGUUGCCGCGUCUCUACAGCUCCUGAUCGUCCUCCUCGACUUCAAUGUCGGGGUCUUUGUUCUCCCUGAGGGGACAGAAGAGACGGAGACCACGAAGGGGGAUAAGGUUGGCAGGAAAACCCCCCCUUCCCUGCGGAAUGUCUUCCGCAGCAUGCUUGCGGGAAUCCACCGCACGGACGAAUUCGAUUUUAUUUACGACGGCCUCACGCACCACUUGGGAAAUGCUGCGUAUCGGCCGCACUCGGCCGCGAUCUCCGAGAAACCGGACUUGUUUUGCGAACAACUUCUCAUCCUCACGUGGCAUCUCUUCACACUGAAUGGGAAUUUUCUUCGCCACGUGUGUUCGCGGCGCGGCGCCGAUGCUCUCCUUCGGCCGCUCGUCGCACUGCUCCUCGACGCAUCCUUUUUCAUUCACCGCCGCGCGGCUUCAGGGCCCGCCGCGGAUAGGGACACUCUGUCUCCUUCCACGAACGGAGACACCAACCGCGUGAAGGAGACAGGACUCACCACGGAGUCGGCGAUGCCUGCCAACCCGGCCGAAGCCGCGACGGCCCUCUCCCGCAUGGGAUUGCUGCACAUGUGCUCCUUCAUUCUCCUGGUCCUCUCAUCAGAAAGGGAUUUCGCUGUGAGGCUGAAUGAAGCCUUUGUCGGAAAGGCGCCUGCUGAUCUCCCGGUCUUCCAGGGGACCUACGCAGACUUCCUGUGUCUCGCUAUCCACCGAGUCGUCAUGGAUGCGACGGGGCCCCGUGGAAGUUCGGACAGCUUGGUGGACAUGCUGCUCACGGUGCUUUGCAACGUGAGCGCGUACGUGAAGGCGUUUUGUCUCGAAUCUUGUCUUCGACUGAUGGCCAUGAUGGAGCGACUGACGCGACGCUACUGGCUCUUCUCCGCCCCGCAGCACUACCACGACGUGUUUUUCCUGCUCGAUGUCUUCAACAACCUCAUUCAGUAUCAAUUCGAAGGGAACAGCCAGUUGGUGUACGCGAUUUUGCGUCAGAAGAAGAUUUUUUGUGACUUGGAAACCCUCACGUUGCCAGCGUCGAUGCGCAGUUCGCGUCGAGCCGGAACGAAAGAUGGCGAGGAGGCAGUGGCAGAGACUCCCGAAAGCGGAGACCGAUCGCGGGUCUCUAAGAUAGACUCGUGCGGAGGGAGCGAGAGAGACGAGGCAGACUGCUCGGAGCGGAACGGCGAGAAACCUGAGGGCGAAGACGCAGGGGGAAGAGACGAGGGUGCCGGCGAGGCGCGAGAAGACGAAAGCUUGGCCGGCGAAGACGACCGCUGGGAACCCACGGAAGAGUGGCUAGAAGAGUGGAAGCAAAAACUCCCUCUCCAGACGAUCCUGCGCUUAAUUCAGUGUCUCCUACCCCAGGUUGAAGAGGAAUGCGCACGACGAGAAGUCACGGAUCAGCAGGACAUCCUCGCGUUUUUGGAGAAGACAACGAUGGUCGGGCUGUUGCCCGUGCCCCAUCCCAUCAUCAUCCGCAAUUAUCAGCCGAAUGCGUACACGGCUCUCUGGUUCACUUCCUUCAUGUGGGGCGUUCUCCUGGUGUCUUCGCCGGCACUGAGCAAUGUCACGCGAUCUCGCAUUCGUCUGAUUGUCAUGAAUCCGUAA